CUGAGAGUGUGUGUGCAUGGUGCAGUGUUUCACUCUACUUGCAGCUUCAAGUUUAAUCUAAUGCAGUUUUGAACUCUGACAUCUGAAACAACUGGAGAUACAGCUUCAAGAAACUGCUUUUUGAGAGGAAUUAUGAGACACGUGGAGCUGUGAUUUAAUUUUCCAAUUGACAGCUGGACAGUCAGGAGGAGAUGGAGAACAAGGCGAUGUAUCUGAGCACGUACGAAGAGAGAGAGAGCGGCUCCAUGUACGAAGAGGCUUACGAUGGACACAACCUGUCCAAGCUCAACCUGUGUGAUGAAGGUUCUGGAAAGCGUCGCAGGAAGCAGGAUCAGUGCUGCGCUCACCUGAACUCCCUGUCAGCCAUCAAGUACGCCAUCGUCUCCCUCUACAUCCUGGUCCUUCUCACCAUCUUCGGACUCUGCUUGGCAGUCUCUCGUUCCCAGGUGUCCUCACAGCGACAGGAGGUGCUGAUGGAGAACGUGACCCGGAUGUCGGAGCGCUCUCAGUUGCUGCAGCAGACCCUGGGCGAGCCGUCCACCAAAGCCGACCUGCUGGAGAACAUCUGGAAACUGGAGAACCUCUUCCAGAAUCACAGUGACUGGCUGCAGAGGCUGGAGAUCCUCUUCAAGAGCCUGGAGGUGGAGCUGAGGAACCUCCAGUCUAACUCCCUGCAGUCCGAGAGCUACCUGGUGCAGCUGGACGACCGGUUGUCCUCCCUGAGCAGCUCCACCGGCCGGAACCUGACGAGCCUCAGCGUGGAGGUGACCCGAGCCUCCACCUGGCUCCACGACCAGGACCUCCUGUUCAGGGAAACCUCAGGUCAGGUGAGCUGGCUGAGAGAGAAACUGGACGAGGUUAAUUGGACGGUAGGAGCUGUCAAUCACACCUUCAGCAAUGACAUCAGUAUCCACCACCUGAAGAUACAAGACUUACAGAUCCAGAUCAGCAACAUCACAGAGGACACCAGCAGCUUAUGGGUGACCCACAUCCACACGGAGGCCGAGCUGAGGAACGAAAUGGAGAUCCUGAACACCAUCACGGAGGACCUGCGUCUGAAGGACUGGGAGCACUCUCUGGCUCUGAAGAACUUCACCAUAUUCGAAGGUCCUCCGGGUCCAAAGGGAGAUAAGGGAGAUGCUGGACAAAUAGGGCACCCCGGGGCUCCAGGACUGACAGGCUUGAGAGGGUUUAGCGGAGAAAAAGGGAUGCAGGGCAACCGGGGAAUAAAAGGGUCUGUCGGAGUCGACGGUUUUCACGGAGAAAAAGGAGACAUCGGACAACCGGGUCCUAGAGGUGACAGAGGAGAAAGAGGGUUCAAGGGGGAGAAGGGGGACCGAGGAGAACGAGGAGAGAAAACAGUGGAGGAGACGCUGGUGCGCCUGGUGAACGGGUCAGGUCUUCAUGAAGGUCGCGUGGAGGUCUUCCACGAGCGCCGCUGGGGGACGAUCUGUGACGACGUCUGGGACAAGAAGGACGGAGACGUGGUGUGCAGGAUGCUGGGGUACAGAGGAGCCGAGGAGGUCCACAAGACGGGACGCUUCGGACAGGGUACCGGUCUGAUCUGGAUGGAUGACGUGGCAUGUGCAGGAACCGAAGACACCAUCCACCAGUGUAAGUUUUCCGGCUGGGGAAAAACCAACUGCGGCCACGUGGAGGAUGCUGGAGUGACGUGCACCGUCUAAAGCCUUUAUGAUCACUGCUGCAGAGGCCGAGCGACACCCCAAACAGUGCCUUAAACUUUGAAGGAGCUCCAAGAUGCACAACAUCCAACUAUUACCAGGAACGUCACAUUUGCAGAGUGUUUUACAUGUAAAAGACAGUGACACACCUCCGUGUUGUGCAUGAACUAAAGCUUGAUUGUUUUAGCUACAAGACUGAAUCAUAAGGGCUAAAGAAAAUGCUAAACUUUUCAAACUUUGAGCGACCGUAUGAGCUGGAGACGAUCGCAUGACAGGACUCUUCAUCAGACUUAUCGCAGAGUUCAUCUGUCUUCAAUGAAGGCCAAAGGUCAGCUUUCACAUCGUCCAGAGGCUCGCAGGGGUCAGGUUUACUGAAGUGUGGAUAAGAAGCUAAUACAACAACUUCAUCGUCCCCGAGUUCUCAUUCGUCUCCAAGUUUUCCGAGGAGGUAAAAUGGCACAUAAAGAAACUGACAGGAGAGAGUCAUUCACAAACUGAUUUUCCAUUUACAGGCAGCUGCUCUUCUCAGUAUUAUACAGGAAUGGCUAUAAACAUACACAGCGUUGCCUUAUAACUCAUUAUGUAACAUUUCCUAGGAAGCAACCUUGUGAUGGUUUGCAGGUCCAAGCUUAAUAGCCGCCACUCUCAUUGAGCGUUAAUCACAAAAUGCGUUGUGUGUACCCUCUUCGUAAAACCUUUGCAAAGCAGGCUGAACCUUUUUAAUCAUGCUUUGUGAACAUCCAGGUUUGCUAUGGAGCGGGCUUGUUCUUCCUUGGCUUUGUUGGCAAAUUGCUAUAUUUCUUUGCGCAAAAACUGCCGCUAAAUGAUGACAUGAGUAAGAGGACAGGCGCCAGGACUGGGACUCAAAUUGGAGGCCACUUGUAAAAACAUUACUCCAUAGCGCACCUCUUUUCUAACCUAUAUUUUUACAUUUUAAACACACAAGUAUUACCUACAGUAAAUCUAUAGAUCUGCUAUUGUUUUGGUGUUCUGCUCUCACCAGCCUUAUCUCCGUCUGGAACAGGACUUUCUUUUUUUGUCAUGAAGGCUCUUAUAAACCCACUGUUUUCUUUUCCAGCACAAAUGGAAAGGCCCCUUUAAAGUUAGAGAAUAGCUAGUAAACUGAGUGGAACUUUUAGAAGCUCAAGACCAAAUUUGGAUCUUUUUCUGAUAGCUGGUGUAGAUCAAAAUAGAUCUAAAAGGCGAAUUUACAAUUGGAUUUAACAAUCAGUGUUUUCUGGAUGUUGAAAUUGGCGAAUGUUUGCUGGAACAACUUUAUAGAAUAUAUUUCAGGACAGGGCAAAACUAUUGUCGCAGCUUUUAAGCGCAGUUUUAACCUCACAAAAGCAGUGUUUGUGCAAUUGUUUUAUUUUUGUGAACAUGAAAAGAAUAUACAAGUAACAAAGAUUUUGGAAAGUGUUAGAGGUCACAGCAUUUGACAGAUGAAGCGAUUGUGAAAAAGAAAGAACAGCUGAUUUUAAACAGAUGGGUGCAUGGGCGACUGCCUCGUGCGAUUUACAGCUUUCAGCGUUCACUGCCAAAAGAUGGGUUGUAUCAGCAUUAAUGCAUAUGUAUAUGUGCACACACACACACACACACACACACACUAACCAGCCGUAACAGACAAGCUUUUAUGUCUCUCUGUAGGGAUUACUCCUUAAUGCUGCUCUUCAAUCCAAAAAGCGUCGUUGCAGGAACUUGUCUCUUCACCCAGUCAUGUUUUAUAUUUGAAGAGGGGAAACAUUUUUUAGUGCACCUUGAAAUUUGGCAAACCUCACAGGGCUGUAGUUGAAUUCCCUCCGCUCCUAUAGUUUGUAGAGAAGUCUGUCUGUGUAAGCUCUCCUAUAGUUUAAACAAAUCAAGAGUUGUCUGGCCCACUUUCUUUUUAUGAAAUUGAAUCCGUGCACAUGAUGUCAAUUUAAGAGGUUGUGUCCAUAUGAGGGAGGGAAAAAUGUGACUUUUUGAGGCGACUGAAGCCAGAUAUCAUACUUUCUCUACCUCAUGCUCAAGUGCCUCGGUGUUUGUCGGGGGUUUCUGUUCUUCAGCAUGACUAUACCGCAAAAGAAAGACGAAUUGAAGAGGGAAAAGAGGGAAAGGGAGUCUGGGGAAAAGGGAAAAUGAGGUGAGAAACCAGACUUAAUAUGUGAUGUGUCUCAGAAGACGCUUUAGCAACUCAAAGGGGAAUUACGGGAUUUCAGAGUUUAAUGCAGAGCACACAAUAGCUUGAACCAACCAAAAUCAGCUCACAAAAAGGUGUGAUCAUGUUUUCCUUUUGCAUUAACAGCAGGUACGUGUGUUUUUUUUACCAGAAACAUAAUCAUACAUUUAGUAUUUUGCCAACAGCUUGUUGUCAAUGUUAGUUUAAUUUGCUCAUCCUUUAGAGUAGUUUCACUUUGUUCACAAGGUUUGGAAACUGUUUUAUGCGAGCAAUAAUAACCUUUAUGUUUCUGUCUAUGAGUAUAAGGACUAAAUGACACAGACACCACAGUAUUGGCUGCCCUAAUGUAUCCUAGUUGUACCUUGUUGUAUUAUUAUUGCUAUGAUUUGAAUACAAAGCUGAAACGAUCAGCUGAUUCAUCAAUUAGAAAAUCAGUUGCGUCCGAUUUAAGUAAUCUUUCAAACAAUAUCCUCUCCUAAGCUUCUCAGGUGUGAGCAUUUGCUGCUUUUGACUUGUUUAUAACAUCUCAAGUAUUUAAAAAUAUUGGACUCUUGAUCCAACGACACGAGACAGACGGAUGAUGGGAAUUUUUCUUUUUUCCCCUAAUUAAUAAAUUGAAUGAAUAUAUAAAUUGCGAAAAUAGCUGCCGGAUUUAUCUAUUAUAUUAAAGCCUAAAACACAUACAGAUGCUCAAUGCAUGCAUGUCUGAGUGUCUUAUAAUGGAGACCAGUUCAGUAAAUGUAAGAAUACAUCUGCAUGGAUCUAAAAGAUGCACUUAAAAGGUGCAGAUUAUCAGUCCUAUCUGAAGGGCUACAGAUUCAUUAAUAUUUCUCCAAAGUAUUGUCAGAUACAAGGCAGUGGGAGUACUUUUCUCUACACAGGAAGCGGCUAAACAUAAUAUGGCAUGUGAAAAGCAGCAGCAGUCACAGUUAAUUUGAAUUUCUGGGCUACAAAGUCUUUUUAAAGUUCAAAUUAAAACAGAAAAUGUAAAAACAUGACAUCUUUUACUUCACAAUACGGCCGCCAAAGUACAAAGUGUGCUACCAUGACACAAGUCAAAGGGACCCAUCAUGGAACAUACAAUACUACAACAGUCAUUAUACAUUUGAUUUACAGUAUUAGCAGCUGGUUACUCCAUGAGGUGGUUUUAGGUAAAAAAUACGUGAAUGGAACAAAUACGAAAUGUACAAGUCUAUAGAGUCUUAUUCUUUCCAGCUAAUGUUUGCAUGAUUAAGUGUCAUAUUCUAAAACACACACACUCUCUCGUACAAUAUCUGCUCUGUAUUCUGUAGCUGGCAGUAGUCUGAGUGGCAGCCAGGUCUUAAUGUCAUGUCCUGAUGACCCUCAUUCAUCUUGUCGAGGCGUCACACUCGGCACUUUGCCAGCGGAGGAGUCAAUGCUCUAAAUCUCUGCCUUUCUGAAACAACAGCCAAAGCUAACACCAAAAGAUCCUGCAGUAUAUUUUCACUCACUCGCUUAUUUGUCAUCUCCACUUCUAACCAGAGGAGCAAACUAAAUAUUAUGGAUUGAAAUUCCUAUGCAGAAUUGUGUGUUUAUGCAGGUUUGAGGGUGUUUUAUUCCACAAUAUUGAUCUCAGCAGGCCUUUAAAGAUGAAUAACUCUGAAAAAUGAAGUGUUUUGACAAAAGCAGGAAGUAUUAGUGCAGCUAUGAAGACGUGGCCGUGCUCCCAACUUUUGUUUCUUGCCAUUUCCUUCUGAGGAGUGGAAGACCAAUGUUUAUAAGGAGAAUAUUCAGACUUUUUUAAAAGCUGUGUGAUGUUUACUAGAAGAAUUGCAAGUGUUUGGUCUCCUUAUCAUCGUAUGCUAGCCAGCAGGUUGGACUUCCAUCAAGUAUUUACAGGAUAACGUUGAUAGCUUUCAAACUUAACUGGGAAAAAUACAGUGUAUAAAUGUAUUACUGUCAGUGGCUUCUCUGAUCUAUGACCACAACAUGUAUGGUCUUGACGACCAACAAGGCUAACCACAGCAGCUUAUGCCCACAUGAAAUUGUUGGCUUGUUUGCAGCACCAAAAGCAAACCGAAUCUUCUCUUUCUUCUCACCCGUGACUCAAUUUUCGCUCCCACAUUUGAAUCACACCCGCUUCAAUGUGAGUCCUACACACUUUGGUUCUGUACUCUCAAUGUUUAGAGCUGAAACGGCGCUGAAAAUAGAAGUGAUAUUACAUUUUGAAUAUGGUUUGGUAAGCAGGGGUCCUUUUGGACUCAUGUUCAUAUCAAGUGACUCCAAAAGGACACAUGUACAGUAAAUGAAGGCCAACAUGCUUUGAGUGGAAAUAACAUAUAUUGUAUUUUAGGAAUAAUCACGUAUGAUUAGUUGCACUCUUGCUUAUAUUUUUUGUUUAAAAAGUUAAAACUAGGUUGUUUUUUACCCAUUUUUCCUUACUGAAACGGAUGGUAUGUCAGUUUUCCUUCUUUAGCAUUACCUAUAAAUAUGUUUGUAAUGUUCACAUGAAAUGAUCUGCCCCCCUGCUUCAAACUCUUUCCCCCCGAAAAAAACAGAGAACAUUUUCUGGUUGAAAUGGUUUCAGCAGACAGCAAUAUGUAAAAUGAGUCCGGACCAAUCACAUUUUAAAACAAAAUUUAAACAGCGUGCUUCCACCGGCUGAGCCUCGUCUCACAUGUAAUGUACUUUGACGACAUGUUGUUCCUUCCCGGUGAAGUUGCAGCCUAUCAGAUAUCAGCAGGACAAACUGUUGUGAUGUGAUUCCCUGAUUGGCUAGAGGUGCCUCUGACCUCGGAUCAAUGCUCCGGCCUCAUGGGGUCAAACAACUCAAAUAUUUGGAUUUUGAAAAGAGCCAAAUGCCUUACCUUUCCAAAGUGAGAACACAUUGCAAAGUGCACUUAACCAUCUAAAUGUGUAAUUUCCUAAAAUGUAUACUUGGUUUUUCAAAGAGCUUACUAUGCUAUACUCUGGAGUGAUGUCUCUGAGCACAUACGUGUGUACAUGUAUCUGUUUUUUAUUACAUUGUGCUGGUCAUAAGGGCUGUGGAGUUGCAGAAAUAAAUGCCUUAAUCAAACAUGAUUAUGUCAAGAAAAUACUCACUAAAGUGCUUCACAUUUACUUAAGAAAAUAUACGUUAUGUUCUGUUGAUUUGUACCACUAAAUGCUGUAUAUGCACUGCUGAAAUAAUAAAACGUAGAUUUGUUUAAA
Eleginops maclovinus (Patagonian blennie) is the source of this 7011-nucleotide messenger RNA. RefSeq names its product scavenger receptor class A, member 5 (putative) (gene scara5). Gene Ontology annotation, biological process: iron ion transmembrane transport. The record is from RefSeq and is a predicted model, not a curated record. Gene Ontology annotation, cellular component: terminal bouton; synaptic cleft; dendrite. NCBI's taxonomy places the organism in Eukaryota, Metazoa, Chordata, Actinopteri, Perciformes, Eleginopidae. Gene Ontology annotation, molecular function: ferritin receptor activity. The transcript has 12 exons. Bases 192 to 1685 code for a protein of 497 amino acids.